Molecule: messenger RNA, 970 nt
Organism: Suillus subaureus
Lineage: Eukaryota; Fungi; Basidiomycota; Agaricomycetes; Boletales; Suillaceae
Product: HIT-like domain-containing protein
Exons: 6
Coding region: 101-637 (178 amino acids)
Biological process (GO): nucleotide metabolic process
Molecular function (GO): catalytic activity
Source: RefSeq, a predicted model, not a curated record
UAGUUCGCAGGACCUUUCACACCCUUAUCACCCCCCUGCAUCACCAAUCGAUUCAGAAGCUUAUCGUCUCCAUUAGUUACCUGCUACGACGUCCCAUUCAAUGAAUCCUUCUUCCGGACAGUCAAGUGCAGAUUCCGAGGCGAUAAACGUGGACGCAGGCACAAUUCCGCAUGACACAAGGCUCGACCCCAAUUGUAUAUUCUGCAAAAUCGUUACCGGGGAAGCACCGAGUUUCAAGGUGUAUGAAACGAAAUACAGUCUCGCUUUUCUCGCGAAGCCUCCUGUUUCUCAUGGGCAUACUCUUAUCAUACCCAAAUACCACUCCCGGACAUUAACGGAUCCCGGAAUUCCGGAUGAGUUCCUCGCGGACGUUGGUCCUAUAAUGAAGAAGAUAGCAGUGAUGAACGGCGAAGAUUCAUACAAUAUCAUCCAGAACAACGGCAGGACAGCCGGGCAAAGCGUCGACCAUGUACAUUUCCACGUUGUGACGAAGCCAAUAGGCCAAGCUUCUCAGGGACUCGUCCUAACACCUGAGAGUUGGCCUUCGUACCCUAUGACCGAUGACGAAUACGCUCGCGACGCAGCUCAGAUGAAGCAGAUCGGUAAGAGUCAUGGAUACCCGGGCGUUUCGGAUUAGAGUUUGGGUACAUGCGGAGUGAGAGGAUGGAGAUUUGCGGAAGUAACUUAUUGAGGUUGUUGAGUUUAUUGUCGUGCGAGGGGUAUUAUGGUAAUCUGGUAUGAUAUUUCCUUGGCUGUCUGCAGAUAUCCGUCGCAGUAUACAAUGAACCUAUGCAGCCAAUACCCAUGUAUUCUUAGUUUUCAUUUUGAAUCAGUCACUUUUUCUUGUAAUACACAAUACCUAACGCCCCUUCAUGGGUACGUGGAGAUGACGUGAACUACAUUGUGAAGUACUUCGAGACGGGUUUGUACGGUGCCGGAUCAGUUCAAAUAUUAUACACACAUGCUGAAC